AUGCCUACUCUGGCUCAUACCCUCCGGGGCGUCUUUUGUGGCUGCUAUGCCUGCUCUCCCCGCAGGCGACACAAUCGCCGCUCUAAGCCAGGAAAUGAGUGUCACGAACUCGAGGAUGAAGAAGGACAUCAUGAUCAAGGACAUCAUGGCCAAGGGCCUCCAUCCCAUGAAUCCCAAGCCCAAGAAAAUUUUGCUGAACAUCACGAGGUUCACGAACGACCAGUCCAGGAAAAACGUAUUAAAAAACGCCCAGGUAAAGGAAUCUUUGGCAAGGGGAUCAUAGGCCAAGGGCGCCACUUUCAAGACGCCAAAAAGAAGAGAGUGCGUAGCCACCAAACGUCUAUCAAAGAACGUGCAAGAGUUGCACUCGCUUUGAAACGUGAGAAGGAGACGGAUGAAGACCAGGCUAUCCCACAACAGACGACUCCUGCAGGUGGCCUCCAACAACCUCGAAAAUCCACAGAUGUGGCUGCCACAGGUAUGAGUGAUGCAGUCGUACAGACAGAUGUGUCCGCCAACACACAACCGACAGCUACUUCUGCAGCUGUGAUUCCCGGCUCAAUGGCCGGCACGGCAUCCACUGCGGUGAUCACAGACGAGUUCGGGAGACCAAAACAGACUGGGGGAGGUAACACCGUCGUUAGAAAUGACGAUAUCCGUUCGCAAACAGCAGGAUCGGACAACGCAAAUUAG
Molecule: messenger RNA, 693 nt
Organism: Paracoccidioides lutzii Pb01
Exons: 1
Coding region: 1-693 (230 amino acids)
Source: RefSeq, a predicted model, not a curated record